Messenger RNA from Pseudo-nitzschia multistriata, 2261 nucleotides. The record is from the annotation of a GenBank genome assembly. NCBI's taxonomy places the organism in Eukaryota, Bacillariophyta, Bacillariophyceae, Bacillariales, Bacillariaceae.
GACGGAGAAUUCAAACACCAGAAAUCUCAUUCUUCGAGGAGAAGUCUAUUGAAGAGAAGAAAACAUCAUUAUUAUCUGGAGAUAAAGUAACAAUAUGGUAUCCACACGCCUUGCCUUUUUGCUCGUCUCCUUCAGUCUCGGCCAACUCGGCGAUGGUCUGAAUAUCUUCCAGGGAGUUUUUUUGGCCGGUGUAGGAUGGGCCCAAGGUGCUGUUGGGACUGCGUUGUCUCUCAUGGGACUGACCAGUCUGGUCAUGCAACCCUUUGCUGGCAAUUGGGUCGAUACGACGUCGGUUGAUCGACGAUUGUUUCUCGUGCUGGCCAGCGUCAUUACGGCAUGUUCGGCGUCUACCAUCCUAUUUGUCCAUCCAUCAAGCUUGAACCAUGUUCUUAUCUACGCAUCAAAGUUUGUUGAGGGCAUUGCUAGUUCCUUCAUCAAUCCUUGUUUGGCAGCUUUGACUUUGGCAUGCUUUGGACCAACACAAUUUGAUGAAGUUAUGGCCAGCAAUGUAUAUUGGGGUCAUGUGGGGAGCGUUGCGGCUGCCGUCUUGGCCGGUAUUGUGGCCUUCGUUAGUUAUCCACGCAUCGAAUACUGCUUUCUAGUGAUUGGAGCUUCGGCUUUGGUUGCCAUUGUCUUCAUUCGUUACUUGCCACAAGGAAAUCCAUUGUGGGGACGGGGAUUGGACGCAUCGAGCAUACCUUCCCUCGAAUAUUCUGAUACUGACACUGAAAUUGGGAGUUCCCAAAGUGAAGACUCAACAGAAAACGAGAUUUCAUCAGAAUCAACUCCACUGGCACCUACGAAUUGCAGCGGUGAAAAUACUCCACAAGUGGCCUCAUAUUGGGAGGUUCUUUCGGAGUUCAGAACUCUCAUCUUGUGCAUGACAGGGUUCUUCUUCCAGUACGUGAAUAUUUGUUUCGUUGGUAUGUAAAUUUUUGCCCUCCCUCUCUCACACAUUCUUCUUGUUUAGCUUUGCAAACGCGAACGUCUUGUUAGUCCUCGGCGAACUCAUGGGACAAGGCGACGAAGAACAAGAAGGCGUGACCCGUACCGCGAUUCCCUUGACUGCUGGAGCCAUUGUCGUCGCCCAAACGACAAUGGCAUUCGCCACCCACUGGGCUGAUGGACGCACCGAACAAGGUUGGGGCCGAAAGCCUCUUUUCUUGAUUGGAAUUGCAACUUUGCCUAUCCGAUGCGCUCUCAUCAUUCUCCUCAAAGAUGCUGGACACCAAUACCUUCUUGCGACUCAGCUUUUUGAUGGAUUGGGUGGUGGAUUAUUCGGAUUGAUUCAUCCUUUUAUUGUGGCGGAUAUUACUUUUGGAACAGGAAGAUUCAAUGCCGUUAGUAAGUUUUUUGUAAAUAUGUUGAUACUUGGAUUUUGAGUGUGCGAAAUAUCUAAUGAAGCUAACGUCGUGUAUUUCAUUCUUUCACAGUGGGCUUGACAGCUUCUGCUUUUGGUUUGGGUGCCACUCUGUCGAAUUAUUUGGGGCAACGGGUGGCCGAGCACUUUGGCUACGUCCACAGUUUAAUGGCAUCGUUUGUUAUUUCCUUUAUUCCGAUUAUUUUGUUCGCCAUUUUCAUGCCCGAAACCCUAGGAAGACGAGGAACAACAACAAACACAAAGUCUGUUUCCCUCCAUUGAUGUAUAAACACGAGAAUGACCCACGUUGAUGAGAAGAUAUAGAAUGGACGUUUCCACGAAGCAAAAACUGCCUCUUUGUGAUAUAGCAUAUGAAAAUUAGAUUUCUAUCAUUUUUCAACUAUAGUAGAGCAUUCUUGCGAAGAAAUAGCUGUAAGUGGGAUAGAAUCUUGAAGGUCUGUCGAAUUUGACUUCCCCUGAAAUUGGUGUGCUUCGGGCAAUGAAAGUCGAAGUACAUAGGUAGUACCGGUACCAGGUCCCCUACCUAGUAAAUUCAAAACUGUACCGGUACUACUAGACUCCCCCCACUCUUAAUGUAAACUACUUACACAUACCCCCACCCCGGGAGAGGUGGACCUGGUGACAACUUCUUUGCUGAGUUUUGGUCACGUGCUACCAAUGACACACUCAAAUUCUUGAUAAGCCAAGUUUUUUUUUCAUCAUCAUAUGCUGGCAUCUCAUUCCCUUAACUUAAUUGUUUUACACUGUUUCUUGUUGUUAUAGUUCAAAACCCCACUGCCUCUACAACUAAAAAGAUAAAUCUAGGAGGCUUUAACAAAAUCUUCCUGAUCCCCUCCCUUUCCUCUUCAAGAAACAAUUACAGUAAAAACUGUCUAAGACU